Molecule: messenger RNA, 2867 nt
Organism: Rhizophagus irregularis DAOM 181602=DAOM 197198
Lineage: Eukaryota; Fungi; Glomeromycota; Glomeromycetes; Glomerales; Glomeraceae
Biological process (GO): circadian rhythm; regulation of DNA-templated transcription
Cellular component (GO): nucleus; cytoplasm
Source: RefSeq, a predicted model, not a curated record
AUAUAUAUAUAUAUGUAUAUAAUAUAUACAUAUAUUAUUCAAAUAAAUUCCUUAACGGAGUAAGAUAAUAAAUGUCUUCCCUUGAAACAACGAAACUUGGUGACAAUAUUACCAAAUUACCAAUAAAUAGUACGACGACUGUUGAAAAAUGUGAGAGUAGUUCACUAACGAAACGUGAGAUUGAUGCCGAAGACUCUGAAAUGAACUUGUUUCUCUCAGACGAGUCAAGUGGUAAUGACCAAGAAAUGGACGAAGCAAGCGGUGAAACAAGUGGUGAAACGAGUAAUGGUAGUAAUAGUAGUAACUCAAAAAAAAGUAACAGUUCCAUUUCUACUAUGGAAGCAUGGUUUAGAGAAUUUAAUCAAAAUACCAAAGAAUUGAAUAAGAAUAAUUUUGAUGAUGAUGAUAGCGAAACUCCAUAUUACGUAAAUUCUUAUAAAACUCAUCCUAAACAUCCUAAACAUCCCAAACUUGUGUCAAACCAACAGCCAUCUUUAAUAUCAAGACAUCAACAUUCUCAACGUACUGGACAUCAUGCGGUUUCUAAUCAUGGAAAUUUUCAUGAAAAAUGUGAAGAAUCUUCGGGAAGCGAUUCGUAUCGUUCUGUUAUUGAUGAUUUAACCUUGAAAAAUCAAAAAUUACGUCAAAAACUUCGAAAAUUAGAAAGGAUUCAUUCAAAGUCAUUACAUAAAGAAAAAUUAUUUGAAGUACGAUAUUAUCAAAUGCCAAGAGGAAAACGACAUGAGUUGGAAGAAUAUUUAAGACAAUUCGCUGCGCAAUUAUCAACACCCAACUCGAGUUCCACACAAAAUUCAACAAAUGUGAAUGAUUCUACAGAAAAUUCUUUAUCUCUUGAUACUUUAAGUAUUAAAGCAAGUGAUAAAUCAAAGAUGAAACAAGUUGUUAGGGCAAUCGAAAAUGUAUUUACUACAAAACCAUCAUUAGAUGAUCAUUAUCUCAAAGAUCAGGAAGAUGCGGAUCCCCAAGGAUACGUUUACUUGAAUCUUUUAACGAACAUGGCACAAUUACAUACAAUGAGUGUCACUUUACCUUUUGUUAAACAAGCUAUUCGAACGUUUUCAAACUGUUUAGAAUUGAAUGAAGAUGAUACAAAAGUUCGAUGGCGUACGGGUCUAGAUCAUAUUAAGCCUGAUCAAUUUAGUUUAAGUGGAGGAAGUAGUGAAAAUUUAUCAAGAAAUGGGGGUGUAAGCGAAAUUAGUAGUAGCACUGGUGAUAAACAAAGUGAUUCUUCACCAUCGAAUCCUUUGUCUGAAUCGAUUCAAAAUUAUUCUUUAGAUCAAAAAAAUUCUGCAAAUGCAUAUAUCACACCAUCAUCUUUAACUUCUUCUAAUACUAACAAUCAACAAGUUAAAUCAACCCCUCAAAUAACUCAUUAUCGGCCUGUAUUUCUUCACCGUAAUGCUAGUUCAUCAUCUUCAUCUUCGAAUGAAACUAAUAGUGAAAAUGAUCAACACGAUGGUCCCGUUAUUUACUAUGAAGGUGGUUUAUUUUGUACUGAUUUUAGUAGAGAUGUGAUAAUGGAUGAUGAUGAUAAACCAACAACUUCAUCUGGAACUCAAUCUUCACCGGCACUUGAUAAUUCAAUCGAAGAUGACAAUAUCGAUAUUUUUAAGGAGAGAUGGAAUAUACCUCAUUAUAAAAGAGCGACGAAUUCUAUUUUAGGUGGAAACAAUACUAUUUUGAUGGAAAUAAGUGAUAUUGGGCAAGAAACAGAUGAAAGUUUAACGAAAUUAUGUGAUAUUUGUGGUCAUAAUGAUCAUUGUUCAUUAAGUUGUUCACAUAUUUCUGUUGAUAACACGAUGAUUGCAGUAGAUGAUCGUCAUAAAGUGAAUUCUAUAGGUAUAAAUGAUGGAUUAAAUAAGAUUUUAAUGGAAAAGGAUAUCGAGUUUAAUCAUCAAUCAGAAAAAAAUUAUGGUGAAAUUAAUGAUUGGAAUGAUCAAGUAUCUAAAUGUAUACCAGAUUAUAAAAGAUUACACACAACUAAAGUUCCUGGAAUUAUUACAGAAGAUAAUUUUAUGUUAUUAGUACAGACUUCUCAUCCUCCGGAAAAAAAAAUUUCUCGUUCUAAAGAAUCUUUAGUUGAUAAUGAGAUAAAUUUAAGCUCAUCAAGUAACAGUAGUAAUAGUAGUAGUACAGAUAUGGGACAACAAAACAAUGAAAGACCACAACAAUCAUCAAAAUCACAUAAAAUUAUUUCAACAAAAUUAUUUCAAUUACCACCUUCUAUGAGUCCUCAACCAAGAACUUCGCCACCACCAGGAGUGAGAAGAACUUCAUUUGCAACAAGAUCAAAAACAUCAUCUUCAGAUAGUGGCGGAUCAUCUGGUUACGGGUCAUCAUCAUCACCAUAUUCAAACAAUUUUUCGGAACCAUCAUCUUCAGAAACUUCAAGGGAUAAUUCAUAUUUAUUAAAAAACAAUACUUUACUUCAAUUAUCAAGAUCUAAUAAUACAAAUUCAAAAUGUUCCCAAUAUGAUGAGAUUCAAGAUAUGGAACUCGACUCUCUUUCAUCGGAUUCAUCUGAUCCUUCUCCUUUUAUAAAUAUUGAUGCCGAUGAGGAUGAAGAAUUAGAAGUUAAAGACAAUGAAAAUAAUAAAUGUCGUAAGAAUCGUGUUGAAGAAAGUGUAUUGGGGAUGAAUUUAAGAUUACAAGAUGCUGCAAUUGAAGAACGUAGAAAAUUAGCCGAUAAGGCUGCUCCUCAAGAACAACGUACUAUGGUAAGUAAAGUUUCAUCAGUCAAAAAUAUUAUAUUCUGUUCAUUUUUCUGGAUAAUUAUAAUAAUUAUAAUUGUAUGAAACGAGAACAAAAAAAUAUACUAAAAUUUUUUUCUAAAAAAAAAAAUUUAG